AUGUCAGUGCCAAAGGUAUUCAAGGGCCGUGAGAUUGAGAUGACCCAAGACCAAUUUGCUUCCGAAAAAGCGUCGUUCGCAGUCACACAGGAUGAAGACGAAGAGGAUAUACCCUUCAUAAAGUCUGAUAUCACCAGCUCCGGGGGCGUGAGGUCUUUCGAUACAUCCGAGGGCAAGCGUAAGCGCGGCCGACCAAGCAAAAACUCAUGUCUCGGUGCCAAAAGACUCAAGCAACCCAUCUUUUACACUCAUGUUGAGGCUCCUGAGGACCCCAACCCGUCAGAUAUGGAACCCGUCAAGGAUGAGUCGUCGACUGAAGAUGGAGCUCUUCGCUCUAGCCCUGAGACUUUCGCCCAGAAAAAUCGCAAAAACGGCAAGAUGCAGAAAUCUACUCAAGCAGUGGUAUUAAGUCUGGAAACUGCCCCAGUUGCCUCGAUGGGCCCUGAUAUCCCGCAGUCCCGCGACUUUCGUUCUAGCCCGGAGACCAAAGAGAACAAUGAUUCUUCUAGCGAGGAUGAAAACGAUCUAUCUGUCCUCUGCUGA
Molecule: messenger RNA, 543 nt
Organism: Colletotrichum truncatum
Lineage: Eukaryota; Fungi; Ascomycota; Sordariomycetes; Glomerellales; Glomerellaceae
Product: chromo domain-containing protein
Source: RefSeq, a predicted model, not a curated record